Molecule: messenger RNA, 588 nt
Organism: Saccostrea cuccullata (small rock oyster)
Lineage: Eukaryota; Metazoa; Mollusca; Bivalvia; Ostreida; Ostreidae
Product: dTDP-3-amino-3,6-dideoxy-alpha-D-galactopyranose 3-N-acetyltransferase-like
Exons: 1
Coding region: 1-588 (195 amino acids)
Molecular function (GO): transferase activity
Source: RefSeq, a predicted model, not a curated record
AUGUGCAUGACACCUGAGUAUUUCGUUCACCCAAAGGCAGAGGUUCAUGAUGACUGCUCAAUUGGUGCGGGCACAAAGAUCUGGCAGUUCGCAUCGGUUAUCCGUGGCGCGCGCAUCGGCAAGGAUUGCAACAUUGCUUCUGGGGCUUGCAUUGAUGGCUCUGUUAUUGGCGAUAGGACUGUCAUUGCUCAUAAUCUUGCGAUGGGCCCAGGUUUCAAAGUCGGCAAUGACUGCUUUAUUGCGCCGAAUGUCACCUUCUGCAACGAUGCGUGGCCAAGGGCGAACAAGACAGGAUUUAACGCGGAUGCCUACACAGAGGGCCGGUAUGCGGUCGUCAUGGAAGACGGCGCGUCAGUGGGUGCGGGAGCGGUAAUACUUCCCGGCGUGAUUAUUGGCGCUGGGGCGAUGGUGGCAGCGAAUGCUACUGUCACUCGGGAUGUCCCCGAAAAUACGUUAUGGAUUGGUGAUGGCGCCCUGAGAGAGAUUCAGGGGGAUGCGGAUAAGGUGCGGAUUCGCUUUGCCAAGACAGACCGCACGUUAGAGGACUCUAUUGCCUAUAUGGAGUCGCGAGGAUUUGUCAUUGCAUGA